AUGCAAGCCACAUUAACGGGUCAGACUAACAGAUAUCAAAAUCAUUAUAUCGUGGAUAGUAACGAUAGUUCCGGUAUUCCGCAGAGCGACGGAAGUUCAAUAAGCGAUUCUCCACAUCCCUGUGAACCUUUAUCACCGGCUACACGCUUGAUGGAUCAUAGUAAUACUCCGGAACAUCACGAUGUGACUACUUUCCAACACCAUCAGCAACAACAUCAGCAUCAACAUCAUCUUCAACAAUCUCAACAUCAGCAACAUCCGAUACAUCCUAGUCAUUCUCAACUAGAUCUACUUUAUCAAUCAGCAACUUCAAAUUAUAUGAUUUAUGAUAAUCUCGAAGAACACAAAAGAUUUCAUCCUCAAGAACAUCAAAGUGUUAAAAGUGUAUUGGAACAUUCAUCAUCGUCAAUUGUUUAUGAUAGAAGAUUGAACUCGCCGGCAUUUAUUUCUGAACAAAAUCGAGAACAGGAACAGCCUGCUAAUAUUUUUCUACCAGCAUCCCCUGGACAAGUUUGUGCGAGAAUAAUUGGACACCAUCCUGGUUCGGUAGUUUGGAAUUCUACACAGGAUUAUAAAACUGAAAUUGAUGAUCAACAUCAACACCAACAACCACAACUUCAUCAUCAUCAUCAUCAUCAUCAUCAUCAUCAACAACAACCACAACCACAACCUCAACAAUUUCAUCAACAACCACAACCACAACCCCAACCCCAACCCCAACCCCAGUUACAACAGGAUUACAAACAAAUACCAAUUGAACCAGAACAACACCCCGAAUCGUCUGAUAAAGAUUUUGUAAAUUCUCGGAGUGGUGUUAAAAAAAAAAGAAAACUCGUACAAAGCGAGGAUUCCGAGACGGAACAUGCCACGUCGUCCUCGGGUAAAAUGAAAUUACGUCGUAAGAGUGGUGCCUCUAUGGAGGAAAUACAUAAUCAAAGGGUUAUGGCUAAUGUACGUGAACGUCAAAGGACCCAAAGUCUUAACGAAGCAUUUGCCGCAUUAAGAAAAAUCAUUCCAACAUUGCCAAGUGACAAAUUAUCUAAAAUACAAACAUUGAAACUUGCGACAAGGUACAUCGAUUUCCUGUAUCAAGUUCUUCAUUCUAAUAUACAAUAUAAUAUGGAGGAUUCCGAUGAUAGAACACCAAGAAGUGCAGUAUUGGCUGCAAGGGAAAUAACUUCAUCACCAUCUUGCAGUUACAUGGCACAUGAAAAACUCUCAUACGCGUUUAGUGUUUGGCGUAUGGAAGGUGACUGGAAUACUAAUUCAUAAUUAAGUACCUGGUAUAUAU
Polistes dominula (European paper wasp) is the source of this 1291-nucleotide messenger RNA. RefSeq names its product twist (gene Twi). The record is from RefSeq and is a predicted model, not a curated record. Gene Ontology annotation, molecular function: protein dimerization activity; DNA-binding transcription factor activity, RNA polymerase II-specific; RNA polymerase II transcription regulatory region sequence-specific DNA binding. Gene Ontology annotation, biological process: developmental process; regulation of transcription by RNA polymerase II. Lineage: Eukaryota; Metazoa; Arthropoda; Insecta; Hymenoptera; Vespidae.